This is a messenger RNA of Pelmatolapia mariae (spotted tilapia), 4062 nucleotides long. Its product is annotated as NLR family CARD domain-containing protein 3-like. The record is from RefSeq and is a predicted model, not a curated record. Gene Ontology annotation, biological process: intracellular signal transduction. NCBI's taxonomy places the organism in Eukaryota, Metazoa, Chordata, Actinopteri, Cichliformes, Cichlidae. Gene Ontology annotation, molecular function: protein binding. The coding region runs from base 1 to 4062 and encodes 1353 amino acids. The transcript has 12 exons.
AUGCAGCGUGUACCGGCCUCUGAUGGUGGUGAGGCCGGUCUGGCGAGCACGGUGAUCUCAAGCGUGGCGCACGCCUCGGUCGCCAGCUCCAAUCGAGCAGGCACCCCUGGCACGGGGACCUCCGGCUCCUUGCGCGGCCCCUCCGUCACCGCCGUCGCUCCCCGCUGGAGCAGCCCAUCGCGCGACUCCUCCGUCACUACUACUACCUCCGCCGCCACUCCCGGCUCGAGCAGCCCCUCGCGCGGCUCCUCCGUCACCACCGCCGCCACCCCUCCCGCGGCUCCUCUUCCUCCAGCCGGCGCAGACCCUCGCGCGCCUCGUCCGCCGCCUCCGGUUGGAGCGGCUCCUCCACCACUCCCGGCAGGAGCAGCCCUUCACCCAGCUGUUCCCUCUCCUCCGGCAGGCACAGAUCCCCGCGCGCCUCGUCUGCCACCUCCGGCUGCUGAGGUGCCUCACGCGGCUCCUCCACCGCUUCACUGUCCUCGGGACACACCUGUGGGAGUGGCGCCCAGGCCCAGAGCAGCGCCGCCAGCUCCCCAAUCCUUUCCAGGUGGAGCUCGGACUGGACCCGCAGCUCUUCCUGCUGGCGACGCACCUCCGCCGCCUACUCCCGCUGGGCCGCCGCCAUUUCGGCCACCCUCUGGGCCAGCUCCUCCCUUCCCUGGCUCCAGUACGGACCCGCCGUGCCGCCUCCUGGGUUUCGGCACCAGUGAAGCUCAGCACUCACAUCACUGCUCCAUCAUUAUUCACAGGAACCAACCUGAACCUUCACCCAGCUCUGUGUCCUUAAAGAGUGACCAGUCAAAACGUGCCCCCAUUGAAUUUAAACACCAGCAGCUGGAGGAUAUGAAAAUGGAUCAGGAGAGCUCAGAGGUUCCCAGUGGUCAGUCUGCCCAGCAUCAUCAAAGAAACCUGGACUCCAUAUUUAUGCUGCUGGAGGACAACAUCAUCAGCUUUGUGAAGAAUGAGCUGAAGAAGAUCCAGAAGGUUCUGAGUCCAGGUUACCCAGAAUGCUUAGAGAGUCAGAGGGAGGAUGAGGAUGAUGAGCAGAGGAGGAGCAGCAGAGAGGCAUUUGUGAAAAUCACCCUGGACUUCAUGAGAAGAAUGAAGCUUGACGAGCUGGCUGACCAUCUGCAGAGCAAACUUCAAGCUGCCAUUUGUCCUCACAAACUUAAAUCUACAUUAAAGAAGAAGUUCCAGUGUGUGUUUGAGGGGAUCGCUAAAGCAGGAAACCCAACCCUUCUGAAUGAGAUCUACACAGAGCUCUACAUCACAGAGGGAGGGACUGCAGAGGUCAAUGAUGAACAUGAGGUCAGACAGAUUGAAACAGUAUCCAGGGAACGAGACAGACCAGAAACAUUAAUCAGACAAGAAGACAUCUUUAAAGCCUCACCUGGAAGACAUGAACCAAUCAGAACAGUGCUGACAAAGGGAGUGGCUGGCAUUGGGAAAACAGUCUUAACACAGAAAUACAUUCUCGACUGGGCUGAAGACAAAGCCAACCAGGACAUCCAGUUCAUGUUUCCAUUCACUUUCAGAGAGCUGAAUGUGCUGAAAGAGAAAAAGUUCAGCUUGGUGGAACUUGUUCAUCACUUCUUUACUGAAACCAAAGAAGCAGGAAUCUGCAGGUUUGAAGACUUCCAGGUUGUGUUCAUCUUUGAUGGUCUGGAUGAGUGUCGACUUCCUCUGGACUUCCACAAAACUACAAUCAUAACUGACCCCAGAGAGCCCACCUCAGUGGAUGUGCUGCUGAUAAACCUCAUCAGGGGGAAACUGCUUCCCUCUGCUCACCUCUGGAUAACCACACGACCUGCAGCAGCCAAUCAGAUCCCACCUGACUGUGUUCACAGGGUGACAGAGGUCAGAGGGUUCACUGACCCACAGAAGGAGGAGUACUUCAGGAAGAGAUUCAGAGAUUCAGAGCAGGCCAGCAUGAUCCUUUCCCAUGUCAAGACAUCACGAAGCCUCCACAUCAUGUGCCACAUCCCAGUCUUCUGCUGGAUCACUGCUACAGUUCUGGAGAAUGUGCUAAAAACCAGAGAGGGGGGACGACUGCCCAAGAACCUGACUGAGAUGUACAUCCACUUCCUGGUGGUUCAGGCCAAAGUGAAGAAGGUCAAAUUUGAUGGAGGAGCCCAAACAGAUUCACACUGGAGUCCAGAGAGCAGGAUUAUGAUUGAGUCUCUGGGAAAAUUGGCUUUUGAUCAUCUGCAGAAAGGAAACCUGAUCUUCUAUGAAUCAGACCUGACAGAGUGUGGCAUCGAUAUUAGAGCAGCCACAGUGUUCGCAGGAGUGUUCACACAGAUCUUUAAAGAGGAGAGAGGACUGUACCAGGACAAGGUGUUCUGCUUCAUCCAUCUGAGUGUUCAGGAGUUUCUGGCUGCUCUUCAUGUCCAUCUGACCUUCAUCAACUCUGGACGCAAUCUGUUGGAAGAAAAACAAACGACCUCCCAGAAGUCUGAAAUAACAGAAUAUUCAGCAACUCACUUCUACCAGAGUGCUGUGGACAAGGCCUUACAGAGUCCAAACGGACACCUGGACCUGUUCCUCCGCUUCCUCCUGGGUUUUUCACUGCAGACCAGUCAGAGUCUCCUACAAGGUCUGCAGACAUGUAGAGGAAGUAGUUCACAGACCAAUGAGGAAACAGUCCAGUACAUCAAGAAGAAGCUCAGUGAGAAUCAGUCUGGAGAGAAAAGCAUCAAUCUGUUCCACUGUCUGAAUGAACUGAAUGAUCGUUCUCUAGUGGAGGAGGUCCAACAGUACAUGCGCUCAGGAAGUCUCUCCAUACGUAAUCAUUCCCCUGCUCAGUGGUCAGCUCUGCUCUUAAUCUUAGUCUCAUCAAAAAAAGAUGUAGAUAUGGUUGACCAGACGAAAUUCUCUUUAGAGGAGGCUUUUCUGAGACUGAUGCCAGAAGUCAAUGCCUCUAAUAAAUCUUUAGUGAUGGGCUGUAACCUCUCAAAGAGCAGCUGUGAAGCUUUGUCCUCGGUUCUUAAAUCUCAGUCCUCUAGUUUGGGAGAGCUGGACCUGAGUAACUCCAAUCUGCUGGAUUCAGGAGUGAAGCGUCUUUGUGAUGGACUAAAGAGUCCAAACUGUAAACUAAAUACUCUUAGACUGAGUCACUGUAACCUCUUAGAGAGAGAUUGUGAAGCUCUGUCCUCAGUUCUCAGCUCCCAGUCCUGCAGUCUGAAAGAGCUGGACCUGAGUAACUCUGACCUGAAGGAUUCAGGAGUGAAGCUUCUGUCUGUUGGAGUAAAGACUGCAAACUUUAAACUGGAAACUCUCAGUCUGUCAGGCUGUCUGAUCACAGAGGAAGGUUUUACUUCUCUGGCCUCAGCUCUGAGCUCCAACCCCUCCCAUCUGAGAGAACUAGACCUGAGCUACAAUCAUCCAGGAGACUCAGGAAUUAAGCUGCUGUCGGCUGGACUGAAGGAUCCAGGCUGGAGACUGGACAUUCUCAGGGUGGAGCCUGCUGGAGAACGAUGGUUGAGACCAGGUCUGAGGAAGUAUUCCUGUCAACUCACAAUCGACACAAACACAGUCAACAGACACCUGAAACUGUCUGACAACAACAGGAAGAUGAUACAUGUGGAGGAGGUUCAGUCAUAUCCUGAUCAUCCAGACAGAUUUAAUUAUUUUUAUCAGCUGAUGUGUAGUACUGGUCUGACUGGUCGCUGUUACUGGGAGGUCGAGUGGAGAGAAACGGUUGAGAUAUCAGUGAGUUACAGAAGAAUCAGAAGAAAAGGAGACAGUUAUGACUGUGUGUAUGGAUGGAACGAUCAUUCCUGGGCUCUUGUCUGCUCUGAGGAUGGUCCUCAUUAUGUCAUGUACAAUAACAAAGUGACGUUCAUCUCCUUCUUCUCCUCUUCCUCCAUCUCCUCCUUCUCCUCCUCCUCUGUCUCUAACAAAGUAGCAGUGUAUGUGGACUGUCCUGCUGGCACUCUGUCCUUCUACAGAGUCUCCUCUGACACUCUGAUCCACCUCCACACCUUCAACACCACAUUCACUGAAACUCUUUAUCCUGGGUUUGGGUUCAAUCCUGGUUGCUCAGUGUCCCUGUGCUGA